CAAUUGUCAAGACGUCAAAUCUCAGAUUCCGAUUUGGAUUCUGAAUUUCGGAUUUGAUGAAAAGUGGAACCUAGGAAGAUUUGAGUAAAAAUCCGAAUUAAUUUCAAGAUUGUGUGUAUUAAAUAACUAAAUAUAAAUUGCUGAUGAUAGAACUACAAUAAUAUGGCGUGGCUAGGAUCAACUGUACUGAAUUUAUUUUGGAAACCUAGUGUAAACAUUGUUAGAACACGAUAUCAUUCGGAAAAACACCGUGUCAUUAAAAGAUAUGGUUUUGAAGAACAGAUCUGGAAUGGUGGAUUACUUCCUCGGACUUUGGGGAAACCUCUGCCUAUUCCAGAGUACAGGCCAUCUAACCAAUGGACUGAGCGCAAAGCUUUGUUUGGUCAAAAUGAUUACAUUGAUAUCCUUGGCCCUGGAGACUUGCACCCUGUGAAGACACUGUACACAGUUCCAUCUUGGAUAAGAGGAGUGAAAGGCAAUGAGUACCAAAUCUUAUUGAGAAAAAGAAAAAUGUUGGGCCCGGCUGGUUUACCUCGAAUGAGACCUACUAAGUGGAAGGAUUUGGAAAGGAGAAUAUCUUUCUUAUACAGAAAACUUAACAGGAAAACGAAGACAGGCCCAUCUCCUAAUUAAAUUGAUAUAGUUUUUAUUUUAUAAAUAAGUAUAUUGUAGUGUUGUACAAAAUAGGAAUAAAAUGCUUUAAACUGUUAAAAUGUCUUGUGU
Molecule: messenger RNA, 723 nt
Organism: Spodoptera litura
Lineage: Eukaryota; Metazoa; Arthropoda; Insecta; Lepidoptera; Noctuidae
Gene: mRpL51
Product: mitochondrial ribosomal protein L51
Biological process (GO): translation
Cellular component (GO): mitochondrial large ribosomal subunit
Molecular function (GO): structural constituent of ribosome
Source: RefSeq, a predicted model, not a curated record